This is a messenger RNA of Grammomys surdaster, 3443 nucleotides long. It is a transcript of the gene Smpd4, whose product is annotated as sphingomyelin phosphodiesterase 4. Gene Ontology annotation, biological process: ceramide biosynthetic process; sphingomyelin catabolic process; glycerophospholipid catabolic process. NCBI's taxonomy places the organism in Eukaryota, Metazoa, Chordata, Mammalia, Rodentia, Muridae. Gene Ontology annotation, molecular function: sphingomyelin phosphodiesterase D activity. The record is from RefSeq and is a predicted model, not a curated record.
AUGACGACAUUAGGCGCCGUGGCCGAAUGGCGGCUCCCAUUUCUGAGAACCUCGAGAUUUGUGCUAUCUGAACGGCAGUGGUUCCCUAAGGCAGCCAUUUCUUGCUUGCCCUGGAAGGCUGCUAUGGCGUUCCCUCACUUACAACAGCCUAGUUUCCUUCUGGCUAGCCUGAAAGCUGACUCUAUAAAUAAGCCCUUUGCACAGCGUUGCCAAGAUUUGGUGAAAGUCAUUGAGGAUUUUCCAGCCAAGGAGUUACAUGCCAUCUUCCCAUGGCUGGUGGAGAGCAUCUUUGGCAGCCUGGAUGGUGUCCUUGUUGGUUGGAAUCUUCGAUGCCUACAGGGACGUGUGAACCCUGUGGAGUACAACAUAGCAAUGGAAUUUCUAGACCCAAGUGGCCCAAUGAUGAAGCUGGUUUAUAAGCUUCAAGCUGAAGACUAUAACUUUGACUUUCCUGUCUCCUGUCUUCCUGGCCCUGUGAAGGCAUCCAUUCAAGAGAAUGUCCUCCCUGACAGUCCUCUGUACCACAACAAGGUCCAGUUUCCCCCAACUGGAGGCCUUGGUUUGAACCUGGCCCUCAAUCCAUUCGAAUACUAUAUGUUCUACUUUGCUUUGAGCCUCAUCUCUCAAAAGCCAAUGCCUGUGUCCCUUCAUGUUCGUACUUCAGACUGCGCCUAUUUCAUCCUGGUGGAUAGGUACCUAUCGUGGUUCCUACCCACUGAAGGCACCGUGCCUCCACCACUCUGCUCCAGUCCAGGAGGCUCCAGCCCCUCACCAGCUCCCAGGACACCAGCCAUGCCUUUUGCCUCCUAUGGCCUCCACACUAGCCUCUUGAAGCGACACAUCUCUCAUCAGACAUCUGUGAAUGCAGACCCUGCGUCCCAUGAGAUCUGGCGGUCAGAAACUCUCCUCCAGGUUUUUGUGGAAAUGUGGCUUCAUCAUUACUCCCUGGAGAUUUACCAAAAAAUGCAGUCCCCUCAUGCCAAGUUGGAGGUUCUACACUACCGACUCAAUGUCUCCAGCGCCCUCCACAGCCCUGCCCAACCCAGCCUCCAGGCCCUCCACGCCUAUCAAGAGUCCUUCACGCCUACUGAAGAACACGUCCUGGUGGUACGCCUGCUGCUGAAGCACCUGCAUGCUUUUGCCAACAGCCUGAAGCCAGACCAGGCUUCACCAUCAGCGCACUCCCAUGCCACCAGUCCCCUGGAGGAAUUCAAACGGGCUGCAGUGCCACGGUUUGUCCAGCAGAAGCUGUAUGUCUUCCUGCAGCACUGCUUUGGCCAUUGGCCUCUGGAUGCAUCCUUCAGAGCUGUUUUGGAGAUGUGGCUGAGCUACCUGCAGCCAUGGAGGUAUGCCCUGGAGAAGCAGGCUCAGGGCAGUGAUUCCCAGCCACGGUGUGUGUCGGAGAAGUGGGCACCCUUUAUCCAGGAAAACCUGCUGAUGUAUACCAAGCUGUUUGUGAGCUUCCUGAACCGUGCCCUACGCACAGACCUUGUCAGCCCCAAGAACGCACUCAUGGUCUUCAGAGUGGCUAAGGUCUUUGCCCAGCCCAACCUGACUGAGAUGAUCCAGAAAGGUGAGCAGCUCUUCCUGGAGCCAGAGCUCAUCAUUCCCCACCGCCACCAUCGGCUCUUCACAGUGACAACCAACUUCCUGUCAUCAUGGCCCCCUGUUGUAACAGAUGCCUCAUUCAAGGUGAAGAGCCAUGUCUACAGCCUGGAGGGCCAAGAUUGCAAAUAUACCCCAAUGUUUGGUCCUGAAGUCCGAACCCUGGUGUUGCGCCUCGCUCAGCUCAUCACACAGGCCAAGCAGACGGCCAAGUCCAUCUCUGAUCAGUAUGUGGAGAGCCCAGCGGGCCGCUCCUUCCUGUCAUGGCUGGGCUUCGGCCCCACAGACACAAAUAGCUGCUACCCAGCCAAUGACCUGGAUGAAAUGGGUCAGGACAGCAUCCGCAAGACAGAUGAGUACCUAGACAAGGCCCUGGAGUACCUGCGCCAGAUAUUCCGGCUCAGCGAAGCCCAGCUGGCCCAGCUCACACUUGCCCUGGGAAGUGCUCGGGACGAGAAUGGGAAGCAGCAGCUCCCAGAUUGCAUUGUCGGGGAAGAAGGACUCAUCCUUACACCCUUGGGCCGAUACCAGAUCAUUAAUGGUCUGCGAAGAUUUGAGAUUGAGUACCAGGGGGACUUAGAACUGCAGCCCAUCCGGAGCUACGAAAUCACCAGUCUGGUCCGUGCACUCUUCCGGCUGUCCUCUGCCAUCAACCGCAGAUUUGCAGGCCAGAUGGCAGCUCUGUGCUCCCGGAAUGAUUUUCUUGGCAGCUUCUGUCGCUAUCACCUCACUGAGCCUACCUUGAGCAACAGACACCUGCUAAGUCCUGUAGGGCGGAGGCAGGUCACCAAUCCUGCACGGGGCCCCAGGCUCAGCCUCCGUUUCCUGGGCAGUUACCGGACACUGCUCCUGCUCCUGAUGGCCUUCUUUGUGGCUUCUCUGUUCUGCAUUGGGCCCCUGCCCUGCUCUUUGCUCCUGGUCCUAGGAUACAUCCUCUAUGCCAUAGCUAUGACACUACUCACUGAGCGGGGGAAACUGCACCAGUUGUGAGCUAGCCAUUAUCUCCUGAGCAGACUAUGGUAGGUCAUCUUCCGAGUUCUUGGGAGUGGUUUCCCUGCAAUGGUGAAGUUAUUCAAAAGAACACAGAGCUGGAAGCGAGAGUGAUCCAGGCAGGCCUGACAUGGAAGGGUCAGUGUCAGAAGGUUCAUGAACCAUUAUGAAAGACAGUCAGUACUGGCCAUGGGUCUUCACCGUGUCCAAGGGCCCACAAGCAGUUGAGCUAGUAUUUAAGGACCUUGUGACCAUUUCACGAUUCUGCUGUACAGAGCUCAGGAACUAGCGUGCCCACAGCAAGCCCUAGCUCUAGGCUCUGUGGGAGCUGAUCCUGUGGAGAUCUCUCUGAGCUGGGGAGAAUAGGUUGUGACAUUUUCUCUCCAGGGCAUGAAAUACCAGGGCAGCAGCUCAAUAUUCACUCCAGAGAAGCGAAGUUUUUAAGAGACUGAGCUGGGGGUGGAGCUGGGUCCUGCCAGCCUCUGUGGACACAAAACUCGGCAGCCUUGGUUUUGCCUGUAGAACUAAGGAAUUUAAGGGAACAUCAUGUUUGUAACAACACCUCUAUGAAAGAAACACCUUCACAACAUCAAAGCUAAGACACCAAGGGCUUGAAUUCACCCUGCAAGUUUGGAUGCUGGCAACACCACCAUCUCCAUGGUGUUCUUAAACCAGCCCUUUGUUUUGGGUGUGUAUAGCUGUUUUUAAACAAAACUGUUUUUCUUCAAGCUUAUCACUGGGCUUUGUAUUUCAACAUAACUUCAGAAUACAUCAUGGGACCCAUGACCAAAAGUCAAUCCAAAACACAACUGACCAAGGAUCCGAAUAAACCAUUCUUGAUUCGGAGA